This is a messenger RNA of Paramuricea clavata, 231 nucleotides long. The record is from the annotation of a GenBank genome assembly. NCBI's taxonomy places the organism in Eukaryota, Metazoa, Cnidaria, Anthozoa, Malacalcyonacea, Plexauridae.
AUGUUCGCAGAUGAUACAAGUAUUAGUUAUGCAUCCGACUCUGCCAAAGAGCUCCAAAAUGUCAUUAACACCGAAUUGAAAGGUCUAAGCGAUUGGCUAACCACUAAUAAACUAAGCUUAAAUAUUGUAAAAACAGAAUUCAUGGUAGUUGGAUCUAGACAGAGAAUAAAAACACUAAAUAAUGAAAUAGAUAUUGAGAUAAACGGUACUAUGGUCAACCAAGUUACUUCG